Messenger RNA from Dendronephthya gigantea, 1135 nucleotides. RefSeq names its product mediator of RNA polymerase II transcription subunit 18-like. The transcript has 7 exons. Gene Ontology annotation, biological process: regulation of transcription by RNA polymerase II; termination of RNA polymerase II transcription. NCBI's taxonomy places the organism in Eukaryota, Metazoa, Cnidaria, Anthozoa, Malacalcyonacea, Nephtheidae. Bases 1 to 621 code for a protein of 206 amino acids. Gene Ontology annotation, cellular component: core mediator complex; mediator complex. The record is from RefSeq and is a predicted model, not a curated record. Gene Ontology annotation, molecular function: transcription coregulator activity.
AUGGCGGCCACUCGAUCACAACAACUUGAGUAUUUUCUGCAAGGUUCUGUUGAAGAAAGCGGCCUAUCAUCUCUUCGACACAGAUUAAAGGGAUUGUGCGAUCCUUCGACAACACAUAAUAAGUUCGCGGACCACGAAAUUGUCUACGGAUUACGACAAUAUCAAGGUUCAAAUCCAAUAACCCUUCGUGCAAGGUGUUCCCUUGACAGCCAUGAAAUGCCCUGGCAACUUCGAUACCUUGGCGAAGCGGAUCAGGUGGCUGAGAAAAGCAAGAAUGUGUUAACCCGUACAUGUCUUGAAGUUAUGACCACAGACAACCUCACUACAUUCUUAGAGGAGCUUGGAUUUGGAUUUGAGAGUGAAUACAUUGCUAAAGGGUACUACUUCAAAAAGGGAGAUAUUAGAGUUACUAUUUCAAGAAUUCAUAGGCUGCCGACCCGUGGCAACACGUCACAUGUUGAGGCCAUAUCAAGUUCAUAUCUUGUGGAAGCAAGUGUUGUGUCUUCAGUUCAACAAGAUAGCAUUGCGGAUGAACUCAAAUCGUUUACAGAUCAGUUAAGACCUAUUGUGCAUUUAGAGAAAGUUGAUCAUCGUAAGAUACAGUUACUAGGAAAUAAAUGAAGUGGUGAAGAACGGAAUUAUUUCAUGAGUAUCCAGACAAUUAUUAGAGACCGGAGGGAGUACACAGUCAAUGAUUGAUCGAAAAUCUGUGUUCCGGUAAUGAUUCUGUGUCCGCAAUACACGAUCAUAACCUAAUCCUAAACCGAUCCCUAAUUCUAAAUCUAAAUCGAUUGAAAUUUCGGCUAAUAGGAUUUGGGAUUAAUAUUCAGGAUUGAGAUGAUUGUGUAUUUUGGACUCAAUCGUAGUAACUUCCUCAAUUUUAGUUGUCAGCCAAGCAAUGCAAGAUCCCUAUCUGCAGGGAUAAUAAUCCCCGUCGGGGAAAGUUAAUGUAAAUGUAAAUUUUUCCCACUAAAAGAGACCAUCGGGUGACUGUGGACCUGUGGUGUGGUCAAUGAAAUAGUAGCUUUUAUAAGACCGAGUCUCGAGAACUGCUAGUUUAGGGGCAAUGAGAACUUGAAAACAGCAUGUUAGACGUCUUUUCAACACAAUGUAUCAUUAAAUAUAUGCUUCUGCA